GCAGCGCCGCUUCCGUCCGUCAGUCUUUGGACUUGUCCGUCCCACGCCGGGUUGUGGUGACCUUCUUGUCCUCCUGUGUCUUCAGGCUGUCUCCGCCUGAGUCUCCGUGUCUUCGUGUCUCUUCAGUCGCAGCCGGCGGUCAUGGAGUGUCGUGUGCUGUCCAUUCAGAGUCACGUUGUCAGGGGAUACGUCGGGAACAAGUCGGCGUCAUUUCCUCUGCAGGUGCUGGGCUUUGAAGUGGACUCUAUCAACUCCGUCCAGUUCUCCAAUCACACAGGCUACGCCCACUGGAAGGGACAAGUGCUGACAGCAGAGGAGCUGAUCGUACUGUAUGAGGGCAUCAAGCUCAACGAGGUGAACCACUAUGACUACAUCCUCACAGGUUACAGCAGGGACACGUCCUUCCUGGGAACGGUGGUUGAUAUUAUUCAGGAGCUGAAGCAAGCCAAUCCGAGCCUUGUAUAUGUUUGUGAUCCUGUUAUGGGCGACCAAGGUGCUAUGUAUGUUCCAGAGGAACUUUUGCCAGUCUACAGAGACAAAGUAGUGCCUUUGGCUGACAUCCUCACCCCCAACCAGUUUGAAGCAGAGCUAUUAACUGGGAGGAAAAUCAAAACAGAGGAAGACGCUCUUGAGGUGAUGGAGCUUCUUCAUAAAAUGGGGCCGGACACUGUGGUCCUCACUAGUACGGACCUGCCCUCAAAACUUGGGGACCAGUUCCUUGUGGCCCUUGGGAGCCAAAAAAUAGUGAAACCAGAUGGGACCAAGACCACUCAGAAAAUCUGCAUGGACAUCCCCAAAGUCGAUGCUGUAUUUGUGGGGACAGGAGACCUUUUUGCCGCCAUGUUGCUUGCCUGGACUCACCUUCACCCGAAGGACCUGAAGGCCGCCUGUGACAAGACUUUAUCAGUGAUGCACCAUGUCAUUAAGAGGACCAUUGCUUACGCCAAUGAGGUCGCUGGUCCGGGGAAAAGGCCCAGUGCUGCACAACUGGAGCUGAGAAUGGUUCAGAGCAAAGCCGACAUCGAGAAUCCUGCCAUCGUAGUGGAAGCAAAGGUUUUAGAAAAGUCCUCUCAAUGAAGGCAGUAGCAUUGUGUGUGUGAACAUUCACAUCAUGCUGGUACGAAUCAGUUUAGAGUCUGAGCGCCCCGCCAGACACAUGUAGGAUUUUCACAUCAAAGACUGUCACAUGUCUCUGCCUUACUCUCUGAGGGAGUACUACUAUGUUUCGGGCUCAGAAGGAUUUGUUGUAUGCACAUACUGGAAUCACUGCCAUGUGUCUGUACUAUGGCCUUUUUAGAUGGUACCUACUAUGAUCAAGAUUAUUUUGUGCGAUUAAAACAUUUCAUCUUGUUUAAAGGUUCAGUGUGUAAGAUUCAGUGACAUCUAGUGGUGAAGUGUCAUGCUGCAGCUGAAUACCCCUGCCCUAGGUUUACAUGUUUAGAUUUUACAGUCUGGGCUACUCUAAAAACAUGGUGGCCUCCAUAGAGAGAGCCCACUCAUGAUAUAAAUACAUAUGUAUAUAUACGUAUGUAAAUAUAAAGGGCCCAUUCUGGGGUAAUGAAAACAACAAUUCGUACAAUUUAGAUGAAACACACUAAUGAAAACAUCACGAGGAUUAUUUUAUAUUCAGUUUCAGCCAAAAGGUCCCUUUCCCCUAAAUCUUACACACUGACCCUUUAAGCUGAGGAGAAAAUACACAACUCCAGUCUACUUGUUGUGGUUAGGAUAGCCUUCAUAACAUGUACUUAAAGUGGGAUGCUCACAAGGCAUUAUAAGCACAGCCGUGAACUAUUAACAUAUUAUCAAAAACAUGUGUUAGGUCAGAAGUAAUACACUAGGCAGAAGCAAAGAGGUCUCUGUUUCCUGGUGGGGAAGGAACAAAUGGUAAAUAUACCAACCAUUCUAAUCAUAGUGAUGAUGUCAGUUAUUUUACCGCAUUGUGACUUCUCUGAAAUCUUGAUGAAGAUAUGAACGCAUGCAGUGUGCUUAUAUUGCACUUGGGUGUUUAUCAUGCACUUUAAGUCCUUAUACAUGUAAGAUUGGAUGCAAUUGCCAAAAUAUGAAUUAACAGUUACAUGAUUUCAAACUUAUUUUUGUAGUGCAAUAUCUUUUCCAUGGUUACCAUUAAAAUACAGUGUCUGUAAUUGCUGAGGUAAUGUAACUUCCAUCUCAUGCAAUGAGUAUGUAGUCUUUAAAGUUUUAAUUAACCCAAAUUAUGUGACUUUGUUUUGUUUUAGAGAAAUCGUUACUUUACUGAUAUUCACGAAUCUAGUUGUCUAAGAUUUUUUCAAACUGUUGUUCACCACCUUUUUUAAAUUAUGCAAUGCUUUCUUGAACUAUAGGGGAUGUGUUACAUGUUAGUUUCAUGUCUUAAGCAUCUCAAAUUGAGGUAUUUGCACAGAUAAUCUUUAAAAUAUUUAGUUAUUUUCAUGUUUGACUAUUUGUCAUAUCUCAAGAACAGAGUCGGUUAUGUGAGACCUUGCUGUGUAAUAGCCUUAACAGGGUUAUGAAGGAGAAAGAAAACAUUGGUUGUGAAUGUUUUUUGUGUCCAAAUAGCUGAUCUCCAACAACACAUAAUAUUAGAAAGUCAAGUGCCAAUCUUGAACUGCUGCUCUUAUCUAGAUGAAUAUAAGAACAAGAAUA
Limanda limanda (common dab) is the source of this 2643-nucleotide messenger RNA. RefSeq names its product pyridoxal kinase-like. The record is from RefSeq and is a predicted model, not a curated record. Bases 142 to 1077 code for a protein of 311 amino acids. NCBI's taxonomy places the organism in Eukaryota, Metazoa, Chordata, Actinopteri, Pleuronectiformes, Pleuronectidae. Gene Ontology annotation, molecular function: pyridoxal kinase activity. The transcript has 11 exons. Gene Ontology annotation, biological process: pyridoxal 5'-phosphate salvage. Gene Ontology annotation, cellular component: cytosol.